Neltuma alba is the source of this 681-nucleotide messenger RNA. RefSeq lists its product as uncharacterized. Lineage: Eukaryota; Viridiplantae; Streptophyta; Magnoliopsida; Fabales; Fabaceae. The coding region runs from base 1 to 681 and encodes 226 amino acids. The record is from RefSeq and is a predicted model, not a curated record. The transcript is spliced from 2 exons.
AUGGAUGACCCAUUUUUGCAAGCACAAUCCGCGAUUGACGUCCAAGCAGCAGAAGACUGGAUUAACCGCUUAGAAAAGAUUUUCAAAGUUUUGGACUGUCUGACUAAGUGGAGAGCCCAAAUGGCGAUCUACAAGGUAGAAAAGGACGCCGACGAUUGGUGGAAGAACACCGAACUCAUUCUUAAUGUUUGGAACAUGAAAGUGACAUGGGAAGUAUUCCUGGAGCAGUUUUACGAGAAGUACUUCCCGAGGUCAAUCAGGGACAAAAAGGAAACGGAAUUCUUAACCGUGAACCAGAAGGAUAGCGAGCCAUUUGACGAGUAUUUAGUUAAGUUUAUCUGUCUCUCUUACUACUCCAGUUAUAUGUGUUACUGGGAUGAUGAGAAGUGGAUGACUGAGAAAAUGAUCAGAGGACUGAGGCAGUCCUUAAGGGAGAUGAUUGCUCCUAAGCAGUUUGAGUAUUUCAACAAUGCAGUUAAGGCCUGUCGAAUUACAGAGAACAACUUGAACCAUCAUUUGAUAGGUUAUUCAAGGGUUCUUGAUGUUCCCCCACUGAUUCCUACCCAAUUCCACCUCAUUCCAUCAGUUUUCUACAUCAUUCAUCAUCCACCUUCAUCUGCUUUGGCUGGUGUUGUGAUUUCAGAGCUUGGAGGAGCUGUUUCUGAAAUCAUAAGAGGCUAG